GCGGAGACCGAGGGAAGUUCAGCUCCGGGCGGGGGGUCCGCGGUCGAGCGCGGGCAGCUGGGAGCGCAUCCCAUCCCCUGCCGACAUGGGCUUGCACGUCGACCGUAUGAUGGACCGCCUGAACCAGUUCGAGAAGACCAUACAGGCGGGCCGUGCAUCAGGGGCUCGUCGCGCGGUCGUAGACCAGACGUCGACGGCAGCGACAGCGGGAUCAACAGCAGGCCCGACCAUCAACUUGGACGAGGUCUCGGUGGAGGAGGUUGGGGUGAACAUCGGGCCGCUGCGCGAGUCCUUGAAGGAUCCCAGGGUGCGCCUGAUGGAGAACUUGACGAAGCUGAAGUCGGCCCCGACGUUCGAGCUGCCCCCAGGGCUGACGGCCCGCGUCGCCCCCGACCUCUUAGUCCAGACCUACGGCAAGUAUGGCAGCAUGGGCAAGUUCGCGACUGACUGGGUCAAGCAGAAGGAUGUACACGCGAUGUCCGAUUGGAAGCAGGCCCGCGGUGCAUCAGCCAACAAGUGGACGUCGAAGGUGCGUUGGGACCUGGCGAACGAGCUGGACUGGCGCUCCGAGAUGGACGGGGAGGAGUCUCUCACGAGCGUCGAGAAGGAUCUCACCGCGCGGCUGCAGCAGAAGGCGCCGUUCCAGAAGUACCUGCACAAGGCAGGCUCCGAGGGCGCCAAGGAGGAGCUACACUACCUUGGCCUUGACGACGUCUGGCGCAAUUCCGCCACCAAAGGCUCGACCUCGCGGCCGCGACCGCUGCUCCCUUGGGAUGUCGUGGACAACCGCAUGGAGUCCGCCCCCCAUGGCACCAUCAAGAAGGUGAGGUUUCUGACCAACGGGCUCAUUCGUGUCUUGAACUCCCUCUCGCGGGGGGCGGUGGGAUCAGUGACAGGGUUGGGGCCUGCGGCUCCGUCGGAGCGAUCUACCUCGCUCCAGAAGAGGACGGCCUUGGAGCUUCUGGAUUCGUGGGCCUCCUGGCAGGGCCACAUCCACGACGUCGACGUGGACCUGGACGCUGCCGUCGAGCGCGUCCUCGCUGGCCGGGCCUCGCCGUGCGAGGGCGAGGGGGUCCCCAAGUCCCUGGGCGUGGAUUCGAGGGAUCGCCGCGUGCUGCCGAAGGGCGCGAUGUGCUCAGUCGACGUGGACGAGUUGGCGCUGCCUGCGCCUGGGACCGUCCCCGUCAAGCUGGUCGACAUUUGUCCUCUUGCGGUCGAGUAUUUCUCGGAAGUGGUCGUCUACCGGGACCCCGCGUUGGAGUCUCGUGGGGCUCGCUUGCGGCUGGCGGAGCGACUCUGGAGAGGCGGCAUGCUGACCUUCACCAAGGAGAAGAAGGAGUCGGUGGACGGCGACCUGGUCCUGCAGCGGCAUGUGCGCGCGGUUUGGGACGAGCGACGGGCCAACCUCCGCUGGGAGCGGCCGCCCUACGUGCCGCUCGGGAGCCCCGCCUCAUUCACGAACCUGGACCUCUCCAAUAUCGAGGCGGAGGGGCGCGUCUACUCGGCGGUCGGCGACAUACCCGACAUGUUCUACAGGUUGCAAACGCCCCCGCAGUGUUGGCCCUAUUUUUGCGUGGACGAAGUUGGCGUGGACGAGUUCGUGUUCUACAUGGCCGAGCGGGCAGUCGACGUCGAGGCGCCCGCCGACUCGGGCUUCCUGGAUCUGAAGGCGCUGGUCACGGGGUGGUCGUGGGCGCCGUUCCUGGCGCACUCC
Prorocentrum cordatum is the source of this 1714-nucleotide messenger RNA. The record is from the annotation of a GenBank genome assembly. NCBI's taxonomy places the organism in Eukaryota, Dinophyceae, Prorocentrales, Prorocentraceae.